This is a messenger RNA of Arabis nemorensis, 1281 nucleotides long. Lineage: Eukaryota; Viridiplantae; Streptophyta; Magnoliopsida; Brassicales; Brassicaceae. The record is from the annotation of a GenBank genome assembly.
AUGGGGAAUGCGUGUUGUGUUGCUGCUCGGGACAAAAUGGUUGUGCCUAAUUCAUCAGUUACUGAGAAUUUGCCGAGGAGUAAUCUUAGGCAUUCUCCAUCUUGGAGUUUUCGGUGGGAUAAUAGAGGACGAGUAGCUGGUGAAGAGACCUCUCUCAGUUGGUUAUCUGAUGGGAUUAGUCGGAACGACGGGUCUGAGAUCAAAUCUGAAUCUGCAUUCGUAUCAUCUGACGGGUCCCCUUUGGAUAGUUUUCGGACACAUACAUUCCAGAAGUCUCCAGCUUCAGAUCUAUCUUUUCCGAGAAAUUCUUCAAUGGAUACAGUCUUUGAGCAGAAAGAACAUGAUUUAGCUGAGUCUGCAGCACCAUCAUAUCCGUCUCCUGCACAAUUGUCCCUUUCACUGGCUUCUCAACCAUCAUCUUUCUCAACGUCACCACUAUCGUCCCAGAGCUACUUGCACCCUGCAAGUUCAUCGACAGUUAAACCGACACAGCGCCCUUGUCUAUCAAAGCAAGUUUCAGAUGGGCAAACGUAUGGAGUGAACUCACUAAAUAGAAGCUCAGCAACUGAAGAGAGGCAGGGAACUCCUCUGAGAUAUGAUUCUUCUCAGAGUGGACCAUCUGAAAGUUGGUCACUGCAAGCCUUUUCUGAUAUGAUGUCCUCUUCUCGCGGCGAAGAGCCUUUGUCUUAUGAUAAUGAGUGUUUUGGGCUUCAUCGUGACAAGAUAGACCGUCGUGGGAACCGAAUGUCCAAUCAUCAGCAGCUAACCUGUGGUGCUUGCUCUAGACCCUUGUCAGAGAGAUCCUUGUGGAGCAGCCAAAAGAUCUUUAUGACCAACGAGCUCUCUGUGUCUGCAAUUCUGGCUUGUGGGCAUGUCUAUCAUGGUGAGUGUUUAGAGCAGAUGACGCUGGAGGUCGAUAAAUUUGACCCUUCAUGCCCAAUCUGUACAUUGGGUGAGAAGAAAACAGCGAAGCUGUCAGAGAAAGCGUUGAAAUUAGAGAUGGAUUUGAAAGCUAGACACAACAAAAGACUCAGAAACCGAGUUUUGGACAGUGAUUUUGAUUGCGAUGAAUUUGUAAUGUUUGAUCACAGCCACAGGGCAACAGCAGCAGCAGGCAAGAGCCCUAAACUUAGCUCGAGUUCGAGCGCCAAAAGCCAUUCCGCAAAGCCUUUCUUGGCUCGACAUUUCUCUUUCGGGUCCAGAAGUAACAGUAAAUCCACUAAGGAGAAUCUUCCUGUAAAAAAGAAAGGCUUCUUCUGGACCAAAUCCAGCAAAAUAUGA